UCCCACAACCACAAAAAACCAAUGGCACACGGCCACGUUUGCUAGAAACCAAUAACUCUAACAAACGUCCGCUUGCAUGUCUCCUCUUGAUUGGUCCUUCCCCGGCCCUCGCCGUCACCCGAUCACCCCUCCUUCAACGGUGCUGUGAACAAGAACAAUCAAUCCCUCAACGCCCUUAAUUUGUUCGCUCUCUGAACCUGCCUGAGGGGUUAAAUUCGAUUGAUAAAUUUCAUUUUCCGGUGGGAUUUGUGAUCGUUUUUCUGGAGAAUCUGGGAAGGAAAACGGUGCAUGAAAGAGAAGGUGUGGGGGAGAAAGAAGAGAGAGUAGAGGAGGGAGGGGUUGGAGAGAGACGCAUAGAGCGGAGGAGCAGCGAAACAUGUCUGCCAUAGUGUGCGGGAAGAGAUCGUCCAUAUUCGAAGACAAUCUGAGCCUGGCAGCAAACCCUCCCGUGUCCAAGAGAAUCCGCUGCUCCUCUUCCUCGCCCGUUCGCUUCUCUCCGCCCAGGCCCAACCACUCUUCCUUUCCCUCCCCUUCUUCCGUUCACUCGAUCCAACACCUCAGGGCCUUUUUUCCUCACAUGGACCAAAAGCUUCUCGAAAGAGCACUUGAAGAAUGUGGUGGUGAUUUGGAUUCAGCUAUCAGAAGUUUGAAUGAGCUUCGUUUAGGAUCCACUGAUGAUAACUUGGGCUCUGCUGCACCCAAACUUGACGUAACAGUGGAACCAAAUGUUCAAUCACAAGGUAUAGUGACAGCUAAUGGAGAGGUUGCAGCUGGUGAGGAGCUAUCAGCUCCACAGGACCCUCCCAUGGAUGGUUCUGACUGGGUGGAGCUCUUUGUUAGAGAAAUGAUGAGUGCCUCCAAUGUAGAUGAUGCUAAAGCUCGUACUUCAAGAGUGCUUGAGGUUUUGGAGAGAUCUAUCGCUGCACGUGCAAGUGCAGAGGCAUCCCAAAGCUUUCACCAGGAAAAUAUGAUGCUGAAGGAACAAGUAGAAGCACUUAUUCAGGAAAAUACAAUCCUCAAGCGAGCAGUGUCUAUUCAACACGAACGUCAAAAAGAGUACGAAGAAAGGAAUCAGGAGUUGCAACAUCUGAAGCAACUGGUGUCCCAGUACCAGGAGCAGUUGAGAACACUAGAGGUGAACAACUAUGCAUUGACAAUGCACCUGAAACAGGCUCAGCAAAGCAAUUCCAUCCCCGGACAUUUCCACCCUGAUGUCUUCUAGUGAACAUUGGCUUAAUUAAUUUGGCCUUCAGGAUGUUUAGUAUGUGAGUGUGCUUUCGACAGUUGCUUAAAAGCUAGUGCGAAUUAUAUCUGUAGGCACUCCAAAUCGUGGCCUCCUGUGCCGGUUGGGAGUGACGGACUAUGCAGGUUCAACACCACCCCCCA
This is a messenger RNA of Corylus avellana, 1386 nucleotides long. RefSeq names its product Ubiquitin system component Cue protein. The record is from RefSeq and is a predicted model, not a curated record. Lineage: Eukaryota; Viridiplantae; Streptophyta; Magnoliopsida; Fagales; Betulaceae. Gene Ontology annotation, molecular function: ubiquitin binding.